Molecule: messenger RNA, 936 nt
Organism: Cucurbitaria berberidis CBS 394.84
Lineage: Eukaryota; Fungi; Ascomycota; Dothideomycetes; Pleosporales; Cucurbitariaceae
Exons: 8
Coding region: 37-843 (268 amino acids)
Source: RefSeq, a predicted model, not a curated record
CCUUCGCCGCCUCCGCCGUCGCCUAGAAGGUUUGAUAUGGAGUUGAGGCUGGAUGAGCCGUCUGCACGGAUUAGUGGUGGUGGAAGUCCCAGUCCUCCUCCCUCACCGCCUCCUCCAUCCCCGAGAAGGUGCAACGUGGAGUCGAGACUAAACAACGAGACCACGCGGAUCCGUGGUGGUGGAAGUCCCAGUCCCCCUCCGUCCCCACCUCCGCCGUCUCCGCGUAGGUUUAACACGGAGUCGAGACUGAACAACUUGUCUACGCAGCUUAGCGGUGGCUCCCCCAGUCCUCCUCCUUCACCACCACCUCCAUCCCCACGCAGAUUCAAUGUCACGAGACUGAACAACCCGACCAUGCGGAUUAGUGGUGGUGGUUCUCCCAGCCCUCCUCCCUCGCCACCAACUCCGUCCCCAAAGAGGUUCAAUGCUGAGUCGAGUCUGAGAGCUAUUUCUACUGAUCUGUACAACAACCUGGCCACGCGGAUCAGUGGUGGCGGCACCCCUAGUCCUCCUCCUUCACCACCGCCUCCAUCACCACGUAGGUUCGCAACGACGCAGCAAUCCGAACCCAUUCCGUCGCCUGCAAUCCCUCCUGUCAAGAUUCCACAGCCUACUAUGCCCGAUCUAGAGGAUAUCGUGCGGUUGGGCGAGGGAGGUGGUGCUGGAACUCCCCAGCCUCCCCCUAGUCCACCCCCUUCGUCGCCAAGUAGGCAUUCUACGCUCGAGCAUGAGUGGAACGAAUUCCUAGUUCGAUUUGGAGAGGGUGACGGAGCGCGUACGCCUACACCUUCACCCAGUCCGCCUCCUCCAUCGCCGAGUCUGCACGCUGUCACCUGCGCUUAAGUGGGAUUCUGAGAAAAUGAGGGCGAGAUGGAAUGGAACGUGUGUAUGGUUGUAAGAUGCGGAAACGAUCCGAUUAAUCUAAUUACUGAUGAG